Messenger RNA from Cucumis sativus (cucumber), 1234 nucleotides. RefSeq names its product auxin-responsive protein IAA14. Gene Ontology annotation, molecular function: protein binding. Gene Ontology annotation, cellular component: nucleus. The record is from RefSeq and is a predicted model, not a curated record. Bases 155 to 868 code for a protein of 237 amino acids. Gene Ontology annotation, biological process: regulation of DNA-templated transcription. The transcript is spliced from 5 exons. Lineage: Eukaryota; Viridiplantae; Streptophyta; Magnoliopsida; Cucurbitales; Cucurbitaceae.
CUUAAUAUUAUUUCUCUUCUCCUCAAACACUCCCCAACCCCAAAUUUCCAAAUUAUCAAUAACAUAAAAAAGAGAGAAAGGAUCAAGAAAGUGGCAAGCCAAAUUCUAAAGCUCUCAAAUUUUCUCUCCCUUAUUACCGGAACAACAAUUUUCCAUGGAGGUUAGCCGCAAAAUGGUCAACAUGCUGGAAACUGAUCUCUGCCUCGGCCUUCCCGGCGGUGGCGCUGAGCCGGAGACUCCCAAAGCUAAUGGAAAAAGAGGGUUCUCUGAAACUGUUGAUUUGAAACUCAAUAUCCAAUCUAAGCCAGGAGUUACCGUCGAUCUCACUCCACAGAAUAAUGAUACUUCAACUGAUGAGGAGAGUCUCAUAGCCUCUAAAGAUCCUGCAAAGCCACCUGCCAAGGCACAAGUUGUGGGAUGGCCACCCGUGCGAUCCUACCGGAAGAAUGCGAUGUCCCAAAAGAGCUCUGAAGCCGGAGAAAAAGGCGGAAGCAGCGGCGGUUCAGCUAUGUUUGUCAAAGUUUGUAUGGAUGGCGCGCCUUAUCUGCGAAAGGUCGACCUGAAGAUGUACAAAAGCUACCAAGAGCUCUCGAACGCCUUGGCCAAGAUGUUCAGCUCCUUCACCAUGGCCGGUGACUAUGGGGCCCAAGGAAUGAUAGACUUCAUGAAUGAAAGCAAGUUGAUGGAUCUUCUGAACAGCUCUGAGUAUGUGCCAACUUAUGAAGAUAAGGAUGGUGAUUGGAUGCUGGUUGGAGAUGUACCUUGGGAGAUGUUUGUUGAUUCAUGCAAGCGCUUAAGGAUAAUGAAAGGAUCAGAAGCUAUUGGACUUGCCCCAAGAGCAAUGGAAAAAUGCAAAAGCAGAAGCUAAAGAGGGCGGUGGUUCCAUGAUUUGGUCGACCCAUAAUUAAGCAACAAAGAAGGAGGCAAGACAGAUGGAUCGAGCAUAUGGAUCUUGUUUGAUUGCAAUAUCUGUACUUUUUUUCUUUUCUUUUUUUUCUUUUUUUUGCUUUUUUUUCUUCUUUAAUUUUAAUUUUUAAUGUUUUAUGAUUCGUAUAUAGAUAUUAAAAGAGAUUUGGGACAUUAAUUAAUUUGUAAUAGCCAACAAGGAAAAAAAAAAAUAAACUCUCUCUCCUAGUACUCUGUCUGGCUGUUUGUUUGUUUUGCUUUUAAAAUGUCUGUUUAAUUAUUACCCAAAAAAGAAAAAAAAGAACUAUAAUGGGCUUUGCUUUUUAUA